ACCACGCCACCACGGCCGAGGCGCACACCAGGCACCACCCAACCCAGCGCCCGCCGAUCGAGAGGAGAAGCAGCAGCCAGCAGGGCAGCAGCAGCAGCAGCCACACCCGCCGCCGCCGACCGCCGGGGAGAAGAGGAGGAGGAGCUAGGAAGGGAGGAUGCUCCGGGGCGUGGAGCUCGCGCGGCGGCGGCGCGUGCACUACCACGGCGACGCCGCCUCGUCGGCGGCGCCGGGCGCCGGGGACCACCACCACCACCACUACGCGCACGCCCGCCGCCACGCGGGGGACGCGGCCGUGGCGGGGCCCGCUAUGGCGGCGCGCAUCCGGCUCGAGGAGAAGCUGCGCGGCGCCGCGCUGCCGCCGUCGGCGACGUCGCCAUCCAGGUGGAGCCGGCUGGUGGGAGAGCGGCAGGGACGGCCGGCCUCCGGGCGCCGUGGCCGACGAGAGCCGCAGCGGCCGCAGCAGGAGCAGGCCGAGCGAGGGAUCCCGUCGGCGACACCGGCCCUCACCACCGCCUCGGCGGCGUCGACGGUCGGCGGCCGCCGGCGCGCGGAGCUGACGAGGACGCUGUCGAAGGUGGAGGUGUGCGCGGUGUGCCUGGACGAGGUCCGGGAGCGGCGGCAGCGGGUGACGCGGCUGCCGUGCUCGCACAAGUACCACUCCGAGUGCGUCCUCCCAUGGCUCGCCAUCCAGCCCGACUGCCCCUGCUGCCGCGCGCUCGUCCCCUCCGCCGACACCCUCGACUAGUGUGUAGUAGUAGCUAGCUGCUGGCGGUGACGUGGCAGUCCGGCCCUGCAGGCUGCAGCAGCUGCAACAAGUCUCUGCAUCUGCAACUGACGAUAGCUCUUUCAAAUUUUUUUUUCUUUUCUUUUGGUUGGUUUGUGUAGUAGGAGGCUGUAACUGAAAGUUUGCCACAUAGAGAAAUUAGUUGUAGAUGCAGGGUAGUUGAGCUUGAGCACUGGGAGAUGAUCUUCUGAUGCUGUGCUUUUGUUCAAAUCCAUGUCAAUUAUGCACGAGCUGCGAUGUGUGUUUGUA
Setaria italica (foxtail millet) is the source of this 1036-nucleotide messenger RNA. Its product is annotated as probable E3 ubiquitin-protein ligase RHY1A. The record is from RefSeq and is a predicted model, not a curated record. The coding region runs from base 158 to 748 and encodes 196 amino acids. The transcript is spliced from 2 exons. Gene Ontology annotation, biological process: ubiquitin-dependent protein catabolic process. NCBI's taxonomy places the organism in Eukaryota, Viridiplantae, Streptophyta, Magnoliopsida, Poales, Poaceae. Gene Ontology annotation, molecular function: ubiquitin protein ligase activity.